AUGAGAGAAUAAUCACACAGUGUAAGGAAUGCAAACAACGAGAAUCACUACCAGCCUCUGAAAAAGAAUACGAGUCUAAUAAGAAACUUUGGUCGAGAUAUUUCUAACUAGGUCAACAAUCAGUCAUUUGCUGGUGCCAGUUCCAAUCUCUAAUAAGAUAAAUUACUUAAACCAAUCUCUUAACGGACACUUCCAGCAUCGAAAUCAAUUAGAGAUAUUCAUACUGCUUAACCCAGCUUAAAUUAGAGAAAACCAUAUGAUCUUUUGACUAGACAAUAAUCGUAGAAAAAAUAUAUGGGCUAAAAUCUUAGAAGUCUAAAUGAAUUCAUUCAGAAUGAUCAAAAAGCUUAGGGAGGCAAUUAUCCGCAAAAGAUGGAUAAGUAAACUAGAUUGGCUGAGUUUAAAAGAUAUUAUGAGACUUACUAUAGCUCAGCUAAUCUUGACUUCCUUGAUGUUGAUCUUUUCGAUAUGUCAAAUCCCUAAGCAGUUUCAGAAUAUGCAGCUGAUUGCUUGAAGCAUAUGUAAAAAAAUGAGUUAACCUAUCAUCCAAAUCCUAAUUGUCUAAAAAACUAACCUGAUAUCAAUGCAAAAAUGAGACUUAUUUUGGUAGAGUGGUUAAUUGAGGUUCAUCUCAAAUUCAAGCUAUUACCUGAAACACUUUUCUUAACUAUUAAUUUGAUCGAUAGAUAUUGUACUAAAAAGCCAGUACUCCGAACUGAGUAUUAACUUUUAGGUGUUACAGCCAUGCUAAUAGCCUCAAAGUAUGAAGAAAUAUAUCCACCCGAAAUAAGGGACUUUGUUCAUAUUACUGAUAAAUAAUACACUAAAGAGCAAGUUUUAGCUAAAGAAUUCGACAUGCUUUAAAUUCUAGAUUUCAAUAUUACAACUCCUUCAAGUUAUAGAUUUUUGGAGAGGUUUUCGAAAAUUUGUUAAGCAGAUAAUGUGAUUUUUAACUUAUCCAGAUACAUCAUUGAAAUCACUUUAAUUGAACUCAAACAUUAUAAGUGGUGCCCUUCUUUAAUAGCUGCUACUGCUCUAUAUAUUAGUCAUAAGAUUCUAAGAAGAUAAAAUCCUUGGUCUCCAGAACUCUAGUAGGCUACAGAAUAUAGUGAGACUCAAAUUAGAGCGUGUGCCAAAGAUCUUUGCAUUUAUUACAAUUUAGCUUGCGAAAAGAAAAGAGGUUAUGAAGUCUUAUACAAGAAGUUUUCUCUCCCCAAAUUUCUUGAAGUUUCCAAGAUAACUGUAACUAAUAAAUCAAGCUCCUUAAACACCAAUCAGAGCAAUUAUCAAAAUGAUAUCUCAGCCAACGACUAAGAAAAUCUAAGGCACUGA
Molecule: messenger RNA, 1332 nt
Organism: Stylonychia lemnae
Lineage: Eukaryota; Ciliophora; Spirotrichea; Sporadotrichida; Oxytrichidae
Source: the annotation of a GenBank genome assembly